Molecule: messenger RNA, 1539 nt
Organism: Hermetia illucens (black soldier fly)
Lineage: Eukaryota; Metazoa; Arthropoda; Insecta; Diptera; Stratiomyidae
Product: hydroxyacid oxidase 1-like
Exons: 4
Coding region: 382-1479 (365 amino acids)
Molecular function (GO): oxidoreductase activity; FMN binding
Source: RefSeq, a predicted model, not a curated record
CACAGACCUCAUUAACCGAGGUCAACAUAAAUAGUAAGUUAGCACUGGGUUUUCUACCCUGUGAGCUCCUUAAACUUUUGAAAAUAAAUAAACAGAUUUUACGCAAAUUACAUCAUAAUAAAAUAAUACAAUGCUUCUAAUUAUUAACGAAUCGGAAAAAAUGAGACUUGUAGUCUGUAAUAGAUUGCCACGAAUGUGAAAUAAAUCCGUCAGAUUCUUGAUAAGCCUCGAGUGCUUCUGAGAUGGACUCGCGAGUUUAUUUAAAAGCUCGUCCUCCUCGAAAGUCGAGAACAUUCACUAACUUGAACUCAUAGCUAAGAUCGGCCAGAGAGAGUAACGAGAUAACUAGUGCAAGUGCUUCAGUUUGGUAAACUCAGUAAAAUGUCUUUGAUUUGUUUGAACGAUUACGAGCGCGCGGCUAGUGCGAUUUUAGACAAGCUCGCGUUGGACUAUUAUAAAGGAGGCGCUGGGGAUGAAUUAACUUUGAAAAACAAUGUGGAGGCGUACAGUAGACUACGGAUACGUCCAAGAUUCCUUCGAGACCUCACCGAGACCAACACAAGAUGCUCCCUUCUGGGAAAUGAAUAUAAGAUGCCUAUUGGGAUUGCCCCAUCUGCGAUGCAAAAGAUGGCCCAUCCUGAAGGAGAAAUUGGAGCUGCAAUUGCUGCCGGAAAAGCUGGAUGUGUUUACAUUUUAAGUACAUUAUCAACCACUUCUUUAGAGGAUGUGGCUGAAGCCGCUCCUGACACACACAAGUGGUUCCAGCUAUAUAUAUUCAAAAAUAGGGCAGUAACAGAAUCGAUGAUAAGGCGUGCUGAAAAAGCUGGCUAUGAAGCAUUAGUGGUAACAAUCGAUGCUCCUGUGCGUGGAACCCGUCGGUCUGAUAUCAAAAACAACUUUAGAGUUCCUCCUCAUUUGAAAUUGGAAAAUUUCUGUGGCGAACUUUGCAAUGGUGUUCGAUGCCAACCAGGUGUAGCCGGAGUCAAUCAUUUUCUUAUCUCGAAAUUCGACACAUCGUUAACAUGGAAGGAUAUUGAUUGGCUAAUUGAAUUUACGAAACUCCCAGUUAUCCUCAAAGGUAUAUUGACUCCCGAAGAUGCCCAAUUGGCGUAUGAACAUGGAGUCCGCGGAAUUAUAGUAUCUAACCAUGGAGCGAGACAAGUUGAUACAGCUCCGGCUACAAUCGAAGCAUUACCUGAAAUAUCCAGAGCUGUCGGAGAUAAAAUGCUGGUGAUGAUGGAUGGUGGUAUUAGAGCAGGAAAUGAUGUAUUUAAAGCGUUGGCUCUUGGUGCAAAGAUGGUGUUCCUAGGACGAUCUGUUCUAUGGGGGUUGACUGUUGGCGGUCAAAAGGGUGUUGAAGAUGUCUUGGAGAUUAUUCAUACAGACUUAGAAUUACUUAUGGGCUUAUGUGGCUGUGUAAAUGUAAAAGAGAUUAAACCCCAAAUGGUUGUACAUGAAUCAUACUAUUGGAAAUUGUAAAAUAUUUUACUUCAUUUUAUUGAAAUUAGUCCUAGAAAAUAUAUUAACGUUAGUUUCUCA